Messenger RNA from Oryzias latipes (Japanese medaka), 3208 nucleotides. RefSeq names its product HUWE1 associated protein modifying stress responses a (gene hapstr1a). The record is from RefSeq and is a predicted model, not a curated record. NCBI's taxonomy places the organism in Eukaryota, Metazoa, Chordata, Actinopteri, Beloniformes, Adrianichthyidae.
UUCACACAUCAUGUUAGUCUGCGUUCCAUAUAUCCAGUCGUCGGCAAGUAGGAAAACUAGCCUAGUCUUAUCUCAGUAUUUACUUACACAGAAGUCAUAAACCAACAUUUCGAUAACGGGGCUCAAAUUCUGAUAGAGUUUGGGGCCAUUAAAUGGAGGAGAAGAAAGAAGACGGAGAUUCGGAAAUACAGGAACACGGACCCGAGCACUGGUUCUCAAAAUGGGAGCGGCAGUGUUUGGCCGAAGCAGAGCAAAGAGACCUAAGCGAAGAGGAGGCCGACAACAACCAGGAUAAACUGUGGCAUCUGUUUCAGAACUCUGCUACUGCUGUCGCACAGUUGUAUAAAGACAGGGUUUGCCAUCAGCAGGGCCUGUCAUUGUGGGUGCCAUUUCAGAAUGCAGCUACAGCAGUGACCAACAUUUACAAAGAGAGUGUAGAAGCCCACCAGAGAAGUUUUGAUCGGGGUAUCCAGAUUGGCCACCAACGCCGAAAUAAGGACAUGUUGGCAUGGGUGAAAAAGCGCAGAAGAACCAUCAGAAGAGAGGAUCUCAUCAGUUUCUUGUGCGGCAAAUUGCCUCCUCAUAGGAGUAGCAGGACCAACUCUCGACUGGCUGUGGUGGCCCCCAGCCGGGCCAAUUCACCUGUGGAGACCGGCUCAUCUGUGGAAGCAGACCUGGAGCCUUUCAGAGAGGCCAUAGCUCUGCAUGGUCUGAGUGGGGCCAUGGCGAGCAUUAGCGUGCGCUCUGGUGCUCCGGGCUCCCCCACCCAUGUAAGCGGGAGCAGCAGUAACGCAGGCGGAGGGGGCUCUUCUGGCUCUGGAUCAGUGUGUCGCGGCAGGCGCAACGGUCUCCAGGACGUGGACCUGAACACUUUCAUCUCAGAGGAGAUGGCACUGCAUCUAGACUCUACAGGCUCCGCCUCUGCUGGAGGGGGAGUGACCAGGAAACGAAACUCCACCCAGUGUAGUGAUGUAAUCACAGACUCUCCCACUCACAAACGCAACAGGAUGAUCUGAUCUGCCACCUAGCGAUGUUGAGGAGGAGGGGUGGGAAGGAUUGAGUUGUUGAGCCACUUCCCUUGUGUGGGGUCUCAUGUGGUACAAAUGCACCUGUGUUGAGACGGACACUCAGAUGCAUGGAUUUAGUGAAAAUCACACCCACAGUGAGGUUUCAUCAGUUUAGUCUCCUUUUGUCAACACUAAAAACAAAUCCUUAAUACACAAUCAGAACGAGUGUGUUUUUGUGUGAAGACCAGCACACACUCCUCACACCUCCGCCUUGCAAAGGAGACGACAAAAAACUCAUUUAGGAAGCAGACAGCUCUCCAUGGGUGAAAACAGACCAUGCUGCUAGACGAACACAAAGCCACUUGGAUGUUUGCAAUGUCUGUGCCCGUCCCUCACCCCAUACUCACCCACCACCUUAAAUAAGGAAGCGAGGGCCAUAAUCAAUUCAUUUCAUUUUAUCGGACAGCCCCGUCAUCAUUUCAGCUCUUAAAGGAUGUCCUUGCUGGAGAUCAUCCGACGGCGUCCAACAGCAGCCUGUUAAAGUCUGAUCCCUCAGACUCUCCUUGCCACUUUUGCUUUAGUCGUUGACCGUCACGUUUUUGUUUUAACUACCAGUGUUAACAUUAUUUGUUUGUUGCAAUCGUUUGCAGCAAAAGUUCAGUUUGCAUUUAAGCUUUUUGUUUUUAAAAGAGAAACUCUUGUGUCCACAGCUUCUGAGACUGCCCACUUGUUUACUGUGAUGCUCUCUGUUCACCCUUAGCAAAAGCAGCUGCUGCUUUUUGUGGUUGUGUGAUGAUUCUGAUGAGUUGCAAUUAUAAUUUGUUUUUUGCACUUAGCGUUUCCAUCUCUGAACUCGUGCAAACAAAUCGGCUCUUCCAUUGUAAUUUGCUUGUAGCCUUUGGAGUCCCAAGCAGUCCGGCUAGUGUUCAGGUUUUGAAGAAACAAAAAAAAAAUUCAGAAUUCUUAAAAAUGACUUAUUUUGGAGCAUUUCUUCAAUAUUUUAUGACUUUUGCUGUUUAAAAUAUAAUUUAACUUAUUAAACAGUGAUUGGUGCUGAAAGGAAAUUUAAAAAAGAUCCCAGAAAUGUUUUUUGUUAUUGGUGUGUGAUUUGAGGACCACCCCGUCAGAUGCUGAUGAAACAGGUGUUGAAGGGCGUGUGUGCAUUAUUAAAAACAUAGUUGGAUUUUGGUACAGAGCGAUGGCUGCGACCCGAUGCCUUUCAUAAAGUCGGAGUAGGAGAAAACGGUCAAUUUUUGGGUGUUUUCGGCAAUCAGAUAAUGUGAAGUACCCCCUGCACACGUGUUUGGCAUCUUUGGGGGUAGCAGCUUAACCCUUGUGCUAUUUUAGAUGACCCCACCCUUACAUUGACGUGUUCUCCCUACCAUGAUAAAGGUGGAAAGAUUUCAUGUGAUUUAUGGACACCAGUGAAGAUCACAAAUCAUUGAAGAAAAAAGGUUCAGCGCACUGUCUAGUGGGUCUAGAUGACCCAACUCCCAACGUUAAAGUGUCUAGGAUGGCACAAGGGUUACACUAACAAAAAUGAUCAAAUCUUUUAAAAAAUAAAUUAGAAAUACAGAAUAAGCUGACAUGCUUCUAAAAGUAUUGUUCUACCUGUAAUACACGCAAAAGCUGACUUGUAAUGCUAUAAAGUUUUUUAACUUUCAUUUUAUUUUUCCAUCUUUUUUGGUCUCAGCUUUUGAAGCAUGCCAGUUGUGAACUUGUUACUGUGCUGAAACGUGGCAGUUGGCUCUGCUCAUCGCAAAGAUUUGUUCAUUCUUAUACCAUCAAGUUGGAGUUUGAGGUUUUAUUCUGGUUGAAAAUGAAACCUCUGAGAUGAUUUUUUAAUUUUAUUUUUAAAGUCACUUUUCUAGCUUGGGUCAGCCUUAGCUAGCUUUGCUAUAGGAAUUUUCCCACAAUGCAUUUCUAGUAUUAAGUCAUAACAUACUUCUGUUUGAGGGAGUGUAUAUGAGGAUUCAUGAGGGCAAUCAAAAAAUGUAAUUUAAUUAAUCGAAGGAAAAUGUUUAACAAACCGAGUUACCUGUUCAGUCUGCAUCUGCAAAAUUCCAGAGUCACUCCAAGCCUUCAGCAACAUCGUUACCAAAAACGCUGACUCAUGCCACAUGUCUGUGGAGCCAACUCAAUCAUCAUAUGCUUCUUGGAUUUUUGUUUUCAUCUAAUAAAUGGCUAAACUGUAUACUGAA